AUGGAGUGUGAGAGUGUUAGUGUUGCGCCGCUGGUGCUGCUGUCUGUGCUGGACCAUUUCGACAGGGUCGUGAUGGGCCCUCACCCCCCAGAGACCCGGGUUGUCGGUGUCCUGCUCGGGGAGAAAGUUGGUGGUGUGGCGAGUGUCAAGGUCACGAACUCGUUUGCGAUCCCCUUCGAGGAGGAUCUGGCCACUGGGGUGUGGUUUCUAGACCAGAACUACAUCGAGAACAUGUGCGAGAUGUUCAGGAAGAUCAACGCCAGUGAGCAACUCGUUGGAUGGUACCAUUCCGGUCCGAAGUUGCGUCGUUCAGACAUGCAGAUCAACGACUUGUUCAGACAGUACACUGCGAACCCCUUGCUUGCCGUGAUUGACGUGAAGCAGACUGGUGCGGGUCUCCCCGUGGAGUGUUAUGCCGCUGUCGAACAGAUUAACGACGACGGGUCCGCCACAGAGAAGUUCUUCCAACACUUGCCCUGCGAAGUCCGCGCGGAGGAUGCAGAGGAGAUCGGUGUCGAGCAUUUGCUACGUGACGAGAGGGACCAAGCAGCUGGGCCCCUGAGCGUGCGGCUCACCGCUCAACUGCACUCCUUGCAGAACUUACAGUCGAGACUCGCCCGGAUCGUCUCGUACUUGGACCGUAUCGGCCCAGGGGGGGACCUCCCUGCCAACCAUGCUAUUCUGGGGAAACUUCAAGAUGUGUUCAACUUGUUCCCAGUGCUGGGGGACUCUACGCCUUUGCAACACGCACUGACCGUCGAGACGAAUGACGAACUCAUGGUCGUAUACGCUGCAAACCUCGUCCGCACCAUCAUCGCCUUCCAAAACCUCAUCGACAACAAGAUCCAGAACAAGAAGCUGGCCACGGCGACUACUACUACGACAACUACGACCUCACCACCGCAGACAGCGUCGACAUGA
Messenger RNA from Huiozyma naganishii CBS 8797, 921 nucleotides. RefSeq names its product proteasome regulatory particle lid subunit RPN8 (gene RPN8). Gene Ontology annotation, biological process: proteasome-mediated ubiquitin-dependent protein catabolic process. Gene Ontology annotation, molecular function: protein binding; metallopeptidase activity. The transcript has a single exon. The record is from RefSeq and is a predicted model, not a curated record. NCBI's taxonomy places the organism in Eukaryota, Fungi, Ascomycota, Saccharomycetes, Saccharomycetales, Saccharomycetaceae. The coding region runs from base 1 to 921 and encodes 306 amino acids. Gene Ontology annotation, cellular component: proteasome regulatory particle; proteasome complex.